CACAGUAAUCUCUCCGGUGCAACCCAAUGUUAUUCUGAUUUCUAAUCUCUGAGCCACAGUUUCUGUCUCUGUUAAGAAACCACCCUUUUUCUGUAUCUUUCUUCUUCUUCUUGAAGCAGAGCCGCAAAUGCUUCCCUUUCGGUUACGCGCCGUCGGUUUGUUAGUUCUUGUUUGUUGUUUUUUGCCGCCGUUUUCCCUUGGGAUUCGGUCGUUUCCUACCAGGGUCGAUGUCGUCGGCGGCUCUGAAAUGGGCUUCGACGGUUUGGCCCGAUUCGCUGAGGCGCCGGACUACCGUAACGGAGCAGGGUGUCCUGUUUCGACCAAUAGAACCGACGUAACAUUGCGCUGUGACCCCUCUCUGGUUCACAUAGCCAUCACGCUAGAUUCCGGGUACUUACGUGGCUCCAUCGCCACAGUCCAUUCCAUCCUGAGGCACUCCUCAUGCCCUGAAAACGUCUUCUUCCACUUCAUCGCGGCGGAGUUUGACCCUGCAAGUCCUCGGGUCCUGGCCCGACUCGUCCGGACCACGUUCCCUUCCCUUAAUUUUAAGGUCUACAUUUUCAGGGAAGACACAGUGAUAAACCUCAUCUCCUCCUCCAUUCGCCAAGCCCUCGAGAACCCACUGAACUACGCGAGGAACUAUCUCGGCGACAUCCUUGAGCCAUGUGUGGAUCGGGUCAUCUACCUGGACUCCGACCUCGUCGUUGUCGACGACAUCCACAAGCUCUGGAACGUGACGCUAAGCGGGUCACGGGUCAUCGGAGCACCCGAGUACUGCCACGCCAACUUCACCAAGUACUUCACCGACACUUUCUGGUCUGACCCUGUUCUUUCACGUGUCUUCGCUUCUAGAAGGCCCUGUUACUUCAACACGGGCGUGAUGGUGAUGGACAUGGUGAGGUGGAGGGAGGGAAAUUACAGGAAGAGGAUCGAGAAUUGGAUGGAGUUACAGAGGAAGAAGCGGAUUUACGAACUGGGUUCGCUUCCUCCUUUCUUGCUGGUUUUCGCGGGGAAUGUUGAAGCUAUCGAUCACCGAUGGAAUCAACACGGGUUAGGCGGAGAUAAUGUGCACGGUAUAUGCAGGUCGUUGCAUCCAGGUCCUGUAAGUCUUCUUCAUUGGAGCGGGAAAGGGAAGCCAUGGGCGAGGCUAGAUGCGAAGCAACCUUGCCCGCUGGACAGUCUCUGGGAGCCGUACGAUCUUUACAAGCCACCACAGAGACAUCAGAACAGUGGGAGGGAUCAGCCAUGGAGCUUCUCAUCUUCGAUAUUGGUUGGAUAUGCUCAUGAUUUGUUGUGAUGAAGUGAUUAGGAUUCUUUGGUAGCAAGCAGUGUACAGAACUGGGAGAUUGAUUUGGGAGGGGGGGGC
Molecule: messenger RNA, 1366 nt
Organism: Neltuma alba
Lineage: Eukaryota; Viridiplantae; Streptophyta; Magnoliopsida; Fabales; Fabaceae
Product: probable galacturonosyltransferase-like 9
Cellular component (GO): Golgi apparatus
Molecular function (GO): glycosyltransferase activity
Source: RefSeq, a predicted model, not a curated record